CUCCUGGUCCCGCUGGAAGACCCGGCCUCCCAGGGGACAAAGGUGCCAUUGGGAUUCCUGGACGUGUGGGAGUAAAGGGCCAACCAGGCGAGAAGGGGGCCCCAGGAGACGCCGGCAUGUCCAUCAUCGGUCCCCGCGGCCCCCCUGGUCAGCCGGGCACUCGAGGUUUUCCUGGAUUUCCGGGUCCCAUCGGGCUAGAUGGAAAACCGGGCCACCCCGGACCCAAAGGAGAGAUGGGCCUGAUGGGUCCCCGAGGACAGCCGGGACCUCAAGGACAAAAAGGAGAAAAGGGUCAGUGUGGAGAGUACCCACAUCGGCUGCUGCCUCUCCUCAAUUCAGUGCGACUGGCUCCACCCCCAGUCAUAAAAAGGCGGACCUUCCAGGGUGAACAGGGCCAGGCCGGUAUCCAAGGACCACCGGGGCCACCAGGCCCCCCUGGACCGAGCGGACCUCUGGGGCCCCCGGGACUGCCAGGGCCCAUGGGGCCACCCGGCUUACCUGGGCCUCCAGGACCAAAGGGAGACCCAGGAAUCCAGGGCUACCACGGCCGAAAGGGAGAACGAGGCAUGCCGGGGAUGCCGGGCAAACACGGAGCCAAGGGGGCUCCCGGAAUCACCGUGGCGGGGAUGAAGGGUGAGCCGGGGACCCCAGGAGCCAAGGGCGAAAAGGGGGCUGCAGGCUCCCCCGGGCUGCUCGGCCUCCUGGGGCAGAAGGGAGAAAAAGGCGACGCUGGCAACUCCUUUGGAGGGGGCAGAGGGGAGCCCGGCCCCCCAGGGCUACCUGGGCCCCCAGGCCCAAAGGGAGAAGCUGGUGUUGAUGGCCAGGCCGGCCCCCCGGGACGGCAAGGAGACAAGGGUGAGCCCGGAGCAGCCGGAGAACAGGGACCGGCUGGCCCCAAGGGCAGCAAGGGGGAACCAGGCAAAGAAAUGGUGGACUAUAAUGGGAACAUCAACGAGGCUCUCCAGGAGAUCCGAACGCUGGCCUUGAUGGGGCCCCCUGGUCUUCCCGGGCAAAUCGGCCCACCCGGAGCCCCGGGGAUCCCAGGCCAGAAGGGGGAGAUUGGACUUCCAGGCCCUCCAGGACACGAUGGGGAAAAGGGACCUCGAGGCAAACCAGGCGACAUGGGCCCUCCCGGUCCCCAAGGCCCCCCAGGAAAGGCUGGGCCCACAGGAAUGAAGGGUGAAGACGGACACGUGGGGAGCCCGGGAGAAAAGGGGGAGAAAGGGGAGACGGGGCAAGCAGGCCCACCGGGUCUAGACGGCCCAACUGGGGAGAAAGGAGAACCAGGUGGCCAAGGGAGACCCGGAACAACAGGAUUGCCUGGCCCGAUCGGGCUCCCGGGAUUUACAGGGGAGAAAGGAGAGCCCGGGGAGAAGGGAGACCCAGGAGUGGAGGUUCCUGGGCCCCCAGGGCCAGAGGGGCCUCCCGGACCUCCGGGACUCCAAGGUGUUCCUGGACCAAAGGGGGAAGCGGGACUGGAUGGAGCAAAAGGAGAGAAGGGUGUCCAGGGAGAGAAAGGAGACCGAGGGCCGCUGGGAUUACCCGGAGCUUCAGGUUUGGACGGCAGGCCUGGGCCACCGGGUACUCCAGGACCAGUCGGAGUUCCAGGCCCAGCGGGACCAAAGGGCGAGAGGGGCAGCAAAGGAGACCUUGGGAUGACAGGACCAUCAGGAGCGGCUGGGCUUCCUGGUUUACAUGGACCACCCGGGGACAAAGGAAACCGGGGGGAGAGGGGGAAGAAAGGCUCUAGAGGGCCUAAAGGGGAUAAGGGAGACCAAGGAGCGCCUGGAUUAGACGCCCCCUGCCCGUUGGGACACCGAGGUUUUAAAGGAGAGAAAGGGGAGCCGGGGUUACCAGGGCUGGACGGACUGGAUGCCCCGUGCCCAUUGGGCGAAGAUGGCUUACCAGUCCAGGGCUGUUGGAACAAGUGAUGCCUCUAACCUGGGAUUGGCCUGUGUGUGUGUUUGUACAUAGAGUAUUUAUUUUUAUACAGUUUUCACUUUUUGAAAAUGCCGGAAGU
Panthera uncia (snow leopard) is the source of this 2020-nucleotide messenger RNA. Its product is annotated as collagen alpha-1(XIII) chain. Lineage: Eukaryota; Metazoa; Chordata; Mammalia; Carnivora; Felidae. The coding region runs from base 117 to 1931 and encodes 604 amino acids. The record is from RefSeq and is a predicted model, not a curated record. The transcript has 40 exons.